Adineta steineri is the source of this 513-nucleotide messenger RNA. The record is from the annotation of a GenBank genome assembly. NCBI's taxonomy places the organism in Eukaryota, Metazoa, Rotifera, Eurotatoria, Adinetida, Adinetidae.
AUGUAUGCAGUUGAAACAGCACUAACAGUACCUAUUUUAACUUCAUUACGAGUACCUGAAUCAUUUUAUUCAAUGGCUUGGUUAAUAAGUCCAAUUCUUGGAUUUUUUCUUCAACCAAUUAUUGGUAUGUGGAGUGAUACAUGUAAAUGUAAAUGGGGAAGACGAAGGCCAUUCAUUUUAGCUUUUGCUAUUGGUGCUUUUCUCGGUGUUACAUUAUUACUUAAUAGUUCAGAUUUAGGUGUACUUCUUGGUGAUUCAACUGAAAAGGGAACGAUUCCAUACAAAGCUGUCAUAUUAACAGCCGUGGGUGUAACUUUUCUUGAUUUUUGUGCGGAUAGUGCUGAUGCACCCAUACGUGCUUAUUUGAUUGAUACAACAAAUCCAGCAGAUCAAGAACGAGGAUUUAAUAUACAUGCUAUUCUUGGUUUUGGUGGUGGUUUAGGUUUUAUUGUUGGUGCAAUUCAUUGGGAUCCUAUUCCAAUGUUUACUAAACACGGUAAAAUAAAAAUAUAA